This is a messenger RNA of Dinoponera quadriceps, 2184 nucleotides long. Its product is annotated as probable ATP-dependent RNA helicase DHX35. NCBI's taxonomy places the organism in Eukaryota, Metazoa, Arthropoda, Insecta, Hymenoptera, Formicidae. The transcript is spliced from 13 exons. The coding region runs from base 133 to 2184 and encodes 683 amino acids. Gene Ontology annotation, cellular component: intracellular anatomical structure; catalytic step 2 spliceosome. The record is from RefSeq and is a predicted model, not a curated record. Gene Ontology annotation, molecular function: ATP binding; RNA binding.
GCAAUACUUAGUAAACCGACAGACGUCGGUAGGUGUGUAUGAAAUAGCAGCCCUGGUCAUCGAGGAUGGACAAUCUUCUGUGACGGUGUCUCACACUUCAAAACAAUCCAAAUUGUGAAAUGUGGCUGCGAAAUGUUUCGACCGGUUUUCUCCAGAUCAGGAGACAACAUGUGGCAAGAAGAUAAGCCAGACAUUGAUGCCCACUCGUCUACGCAGUUUGUUUACAAUGCGCAUCACUCACUUGCACUUGAUAUGCAACGACAACGACUUCCUAUAUUUAGAAACAAAGACCACAUAAUUUAUCUAUUAGAAAAAUACCAGACCCUAGUUUUGGUGGGCGAAACAGGCUGUGGCAAAAGCACACAAGUGCCUCAGUAUCUUCUUGAAGCAGGAUGGUGUGCGAACGGGAAAAAAAUCGGUAUCACGGAGCCCAGAAGGGUCGCCGCCACUUCCCUGGCGAAUCGCGUGGCCGAUGAGCGCAAUUGCAUUCUGGGGACCACCGUGGGUUACUGCAUACGUUUCGACGAUUAUACCGAUGAAACGACCAAAAUUAAGUACAUGACGGAAGGCAUUCUUCUGCGGGAAUUAAUGAGCGACCCGUUAUUAACAAGCUACUCGGUCAUUAUCCUGGACGAGGUGCACGAGAGAACGCUAUUGACUGACAUCAUAAUGGGACUGCUGAAGAAAAUCAUCAGGAAACGGAAGAGCCUGCGGGUUAUCGUUUCGUCGGCGACCGUUGACGCGGAGGAGCUUCGCGAUUUCUUCAAUGUGAACGCGACCAAGGAUCCGGGCAAGGACAGCGCCGUCAUCAUGAGCGUCGAGGGACGCUUGUAUCCGGUGGAGAUAUUCUUCCUGAAAGAACCGGUGGCGAAUUACGUCAACGGUGUGGUGGACAUCGCUCUGAAAAUACACGAGACGGAGAUGCCGGGCGAUAUCCUGGCGUUUCUCACAGGACUCGACGAGGUCGAUCAGGCUGUCUCCCUUUUGUCGGAACACGCGAAGCUCAUCAAAGACGGCCAGCAGAAACUGCUGCCGUUGCCGAUGUACGGCUCGCUUCCGAACACGGAGCAGUUGAAGGUGUUCUGGAGGGCGGCCAAAGACACUCGGAAAGUCAUCGUGGCGACCAACAUCGCGGAAACGUCCAUCACCAUUCCGAAUAUAGUUUACGUAAUCGACUGCGGUUUCGUCAAAAUACCUUGGUUCGAGGCGGAAACGCAGACGAACAGCCUCGUUAUCGUUCCGGUAUCAAAAGCUUCCGCCGACCAGCGAGCUGGCCGCGCCGGCCGCGUCCGCACAGGAAAAGCGUACAGAUUGUACACAGAGGAGGCUCACGUUGGAUUCUUCGAGGCGACGCCGCCGGAAAUGCAGCGCUCCGACUUGGCGCCGGCGGUACUGCAACUGAAAGCGCUGGGCAUCGAUAACGUGUUGCGAUUCAAUUUUCCGUCCGCACCGCCCAGCAAGAAUCUAGUCAUGGCUUUGGAAUUGUUGUACGCGCUCGGUGCGAUCGACGGCAACGGUGAUCUGACGACGCCGCUGGGCCUCACGAUGGCGGAGAUGCCUCUGGAGCCGGUGCUGGCGAAAUCCUUCAUUGUCUCUGGUGAGAUGGGAUGUUCGGAGGAAAUCGCGACGAUAUUCGCUAUGCUGCAAGUUCAGAACGUCUUCGUGCAACCGAGCGGAGGGCAAGCCGCCUUGAAAGCGAGAAUAGCGCAUCGCAAGUUCGAGGUGGAGGAAGGCGAUCUUCUCACCUUGCUGAACGUCUAUACAGCAUUCGGGCGGAACAAAACAGCCGCCUGGUGUCAGAAGCAUUUUCUCAAUUACAAAGCUCUGUGCAGAGUGACGGAGAUUCGCACGCAGAUGCACAAAAUGCUGAAACGCUUGGAUAUACCGCUGGCAUCCUGCGACGGGGACGUCCAGCAAAUUCUCAAGUGUUUGACGGCCGGUCUCUUCCCUAAAGCGGCGUAUUUACAUUAUACAGGUGUGUACAGAACGGUACGAGGUAACAAGGACUUGUUCAUUCAUCCGAACAGCUGCCUGUAUACCUUGCAGCAGCCACAAUGGCUUCUAUUUUGCGAGAUCUUGCAAACUAACAAGAUCUACAUGAAGGACCUGACGGUCAUUCAGCCGGAAAUGCUGUUGGAAUCAGCACCACAUUUUUACGAGAGAACGUCCAUCGAAUCAGUUUAA